AUGCUCAAGUAUUUUCGCCGACGGAAGUUGCGAAAGCAAAAGAAUCUCAUCUCAACUAUCUCAAGCCCUUCAGAAACGACCUCAAGCCUCUUAUCACAAGACAAGCGACCAAUCGAGAGCCCAGUUACUGCUCCAGAACCGCGUGGGUCAACUAUCCCUUCAAAAAGCCUUCAGCCCAAAUCAGCCGGCUUAGGACUUCACGUGCUUCACUGUCCUGAAUUCUCUUCCCUCGACAUUAUAUUCGUCCACGGCCUCGGCGGACACAGUCACAAGACCUGGACAAAAGACCAGGAUCCUCUCCUCUUCUGGCCCAAAUCAUGGCUUCCACUAGAGCCCGACGUCGGCACCGCCCGCAUCAUGACCUUCGGGUAUAAUGCCAAAUGGCGUGGCGAAGCAGGCAUCUCUAGCAUUACCGACUUUGCAAAGGAGCUCUUGUACGAGAUGCGCUUUGCAAAGGGCCCCUCUGGCCAAGAUAUCGCCAUCGGCGCGAAUCCAAUCAUCUUCGUUGUCCACAGCAUGGGCGGACUGGUAGUCAAAAAGGCCUUUCUCUUUGGUCUUCACGACGACAAUUACAAGAAUAUUGUCCAUUCUGUAUCCGCCAUCGUCUUUCUCUCAACACCUCAUCGUGGCACUCAUCUGGCCGAAACACUCAACCGGAUUCUUGCCGCGUCCUUCCAGUCUCCCAAAACCUUCAUCGCCGACCUUGAGAAGAGCUCCACGACUAUUGAAGAUGUCAAUGAACAAUUUCGACACUUUGCGCCCAAGCUAUCCCUGUGGUCCUUCUACGAAACCCUCCCUACACCCAUCGGUCUGAGGAAGCUUAUCAUCGUAGAGAAGGACUCUUCCGUCUUGGGGUACCCUGGGGAGAUCUCCAGACCUCUUCAUGCCGACCAUCGUGGCGUUUGCAAGUAUUCCAGUCCAGCAGAUGCCAACUAUGUCAGUGUUAAAAACGCUCUCAAGUCAUUGGUCACAACAGCACACUCCAAGGCCGUCCAAGAAGCAGAAGCGAGGGAGCAUCGGGACCUGCAGACACUGUUUCGCAACUGCCAGACGUCUGAGGAAGAGUACAAAAGGCACCUUCGAGACUGGGUACCUGGAACCUGUAAUUGGUUCCUAGAGGAGUCCCAAGUCAAAAGUUGGAUGAAAGCAAGCUCUGAGUCACACAUUCUAUGGUACAAUGCUCCUCCGGCCAGCGGUAAAUCUGUUCUCUCAGCUUUUAUCAUCAACCACCUUCAAGAGCUAGGUCUUCAGUGUCAAUAUUUCUUCUUCAGCUACUCCGACCAGCGCAAACGCUCGGUAGCUGGUUGCCUGAAAGCCUUGGCACUACAAAUCGCAAGAGAUCUGCCCGAGUUUAGAAAAGUCUUGAGUAGGUCCAGACCAGCAAACUUGGGGUUCCAAUCCACCGAGCCAUCGCUGAUAUGGCGAAACACAAUGGAGAGGCUCCUAUUGUCAACAAGCCGCAGCACUCCUUUAUAUUGGGUGCUCGAUGCCUUGGACGAAUCUGACUCGCCGGAUGCUCUUCUAGAGUGCUUUGAGAGACUAUCAGACGCAAAGGUACCAAUACGACUUCUCAUUCUGAGCCGCAAUACAUCCGCAAUUUCCGCUGGCUUCAAUCGGUUGAGCAAGACAUCCGUCCGUGUGAUGAGUAUCGAACAGCCGGGGCAGCUGCGUGGCAAACAGGAUGUUGAAGUUAUAGUUGGAGAAGGCAUCAAACAGCUAGGAGGCAGCAAUGCGUUCAAACAGCAAUUAACACAGACCAUACUGGCACGCUCGGAGGGGAACUUUCUCUGGACGAAGCUGGUCCUUGAAGAGAUUCGAGACUGUCAGACUGAGCAAGAGAUCCAAAGUAGUCUUGGAGGGAACCCGGGCGGCAUAAUCUAUCUCUACCAACGCAUGGAAGCGGCCCUCUUGAGUACAGCUAAACAGUCGAACCGGCCUCUAAUCAGGGCUCUCCUGGAGUGGACAAUAUGUACUCAAAGGCCUUUGAGCGUCCGGGAAUUAGCCCAGGCACUGUCACCCGAGUUCUCGGGAUUUCUGGAUCUCAAGAAGACAAUCCAGAACACAUGUGGGCAAUUUGUACAUGUCAGCGAUAACGACACAAUCAUCUUGCUGCAUCACACCGCUCGCGAAUACUUCACAAACACACUGAGCAGCCAAUUCUAUAUCAACGUCCACCAGACGCAUGAAAGGCUCUUUGUUCGUACCUUGAAGCAGCUGGAGGAGACCGAUCUUCGAUGGCGGCUUAUACAAAGCCAGCAUGCGCUUCAGGCCAGCGAACCUUUUGUCUUUUAUGCAGCGGCUAACUGGCCAUCUCAUUUAACCCAAAGCAAUUCUUCCUCCUCUGAAGCGUUGAACCAUCUUGCUCGAUUCUUUCGCAGCCCGGCGGUUCUUGACUGGAUACACGCAUUGGCACUCCUUCGUCAACUGGAAGUUCUCGUCCAAGCUUCGAAGGCUGUGUCAAUGCUUGUUCAUCGACUGCAAAGCCAGCAAGCGCAAGAUGCGCCCUGUCUCGACCAAUCGCCAGAUUUGGAAAUUGUUGAGGAAUGGGCUGUCGAUCUGGUCAAGAUCGUGGGAAAGUUUGGCUCCAUCCUGGCAAGCGAACCCGGUGCAAUAUACGACAUCAUUCCAGCAUUCUGCCCAGCCAAAUCACGCCUUUAUAAACACCACUACAACUUGCGGCUAGCCAAGCUGAAGGUCCUUGGUUUGAGUGACGAAGCGUGGAGCGAUAGCCUUGGUCGUCUUGUGCUUCCCAACGAUGUUCAAGGGUUGGAUAUUUCUUGCGCCGGGAAGCAUCUCGCCGCGCUCGCCCCCAAAGGCGUCAUUCACGUCUGGGACGCCUCCAACUUCACAGGCGUAUGUAGGAUAUCUCACGGCGAGCAUGUGACGGCCAUGGCUCUAAGCGGAAGCGGCCUCAAGCUUGCUACAUAUGGCCUCACGACAACAAAAACAUGGUCGGUCAUUGGGGGAGAGCUUCUCACCACGACCCUGAGCUUUCCAAACGUCAAAGCUAGAGUCAUUGCUUUCGAUGAAGACAACCAGAAACUGCUAGUUGGCUAUGAAGACAACGUCAUCAGGUAUACAAUGUGCGAUGAGCCUGAAAAAGGAUGGCGCAUAGUAAAUCCAGCUCUUCUCAACGAGGCGGGAAAAGUCUACGGCACCAACGUCAAUUCUCCCAUCUGCCUAUCCUUCAAUAGCAACAAUUCACUUGUUGGCGCCUCAUACCGAGGAGCGCCGCUCUCCGUCUGGAGGCUCUCAGACGGACGAUGCCUCAACAGAUGCAGAAGAGCAAACGAGCCAGCCCGCAACCAGCGGCAAAACUCGACAAACUGGUGGUCGGUCAAGCGAUUCACAUGGAACCCCGUCACAAAUCACAUUCUCGGCAUAUACCUGGACGGAUGCAUCUUCAAAUGGCAUCCUCUCUCGGAAGAAAACAUAGAGGCUCGGGCUGCCGCAGAUGAAAUUGCUGCAAGUCCAAAUGGAAAGGUUUUUGCGACGAGCAGCAGCAACGGCACCGUUCGCGUUUGGGAUUUCACGAGCUUUCGCGUCAUUCAUCAGAUUUCAUCGGAGGAUCUCGUGAUGAGUUUGGCAUUCAGUCCGGAUAGUGGACGAUUGUAUGACCUCCGUGGCGGAACAAUCAACGCCUGGGAACCAACGGCACUUACACGCUUCCUCGUGAAGGAGGAAGAAGUACUCAGCGCCAACAUCGACACAAUUCAAUCAUCCAAGGAUCAAGGGAAGCCUACAUAUUCCGAGUCACAUGUUCCUCAUUACGAACACAUCACGGCCUUUGCCACAUCGCCCACUGCAACAUCAUACUGCGUUGGUUAUGAAGACGGCUCUGUUACCCUCUUCCAGAGGGGAGACGUUGAAGGCCGCGACUUUGCAAAUUUUCGCAACUUCCUCGACGUUGUUCAUAUCAAAUGGAGUGCAGAUGGGCAGCUCAUUGCAGUUGCAGAUCUUGCAGGCGAAGUUCAAGUAAAAAGACUUCAACAAGGCACUGGAGGGCAUGUAAGCAUCACCUCACUGCCCGCUCCACCGCUUGUGCUUGAGGACGACAACAUCGAUGAUAUGCUCUUCAGCCCUAAUAGCGAGCUACUCUUGAUCACGACAAGGUUAAAAGGUCACGUUUUUCACCUCAAGAAUGGCACGCAGCAAUCGACUUGUGAAUUCGAGUCAGAUUGUCCUCGUCGAUGGCUGCCUCAUCCUUCUCAGCCAGAUUUGCUCCUCGCAUUUGGCCCGAUAGAUGUUGUGACUUACACCUGGCUUAGACUCAUAAGAAUCAGCACUUCCGUCUAUUUCGAGUUGCAGCGGCCGGGACUAGCCUCCAAGGAUUCUCCGAAUGCGACAGAAGAGCUGGCGGGCUCAGAGCAAUCUCCUCCUUCAGACGGCGCGUAUUCCGAGUCGUGGGUGAUCAAUGUUCUUCUCACGCAUGAUGCGGAGCAUGUCCUAGUAAACACAAAGACCGUUUCUCAGAGGGGAACCAUUCAAAAAAGCUUCAUUUUUCCGGUUUCCGCAUUCAAUAUAGGUCCUCUCAACACUGGACUGUUCUCGACUAUAGGCCAUCUCCAUUUGCCACCCAGCAUAUCCUCUCGGAUCAAAGUGUCGCUGGGAGUUUUGCCAGGAUUUAGGCUUGUCUUUCUUGAUCACGAUGCAUGGCUCUGUACUUACUUCCUUGAGAGGGCGAUUCACAGCGACUUCUUGGAAUCUUACGAUCGACACUAUUUUCUCCCUCGAGAAUGGGUUGGAGCCAUUAGCUUUAGUUGCUGCCUGGCCGAAGAUGGGAUGCUCUUCUGGCCCAGAGAUGAUAGAGUGGCGCUGAUAGAAUGCAACCUUGACGAGCCUCGGGUGAAUUAUUCGUAUCAAGCCUAG
Trichoderma reesei QM6a is the source of this 4869-nucleotide messenger RNA. RefSeq names its product WD40 repeat-containing protein. Lineage: Eukaryota; Fungi; Ascomycota; Sordariomycetes; Hypocreales; Hypocreaceae. The transcript is spliced from 2 exons. The record is from RefSeq and is a predicted model, not a curated record. Bases 1 to 4869 code for a protein of 1622 amino acids. Gene Ontology annotation, molecular function: protein binding.